This is a messenger RNA of Myotis myotis, 2262 nucleotides long. RefSeq names its product transmembrane and death domain protein 1-like. Lineage: Eukaryota; Metazoa; Chordata; Mammalia; Chiroptera; Vespertilionidae. Bases 17 to 976 code for a protein of 319 amino acids. The transcript has a single exon. The record is from RefSeq and is a predicted model, not a curated record.
CCGUCACCGCCAGGCGAUGGCGGCCCCCGCUCCCGGCGGGGCCCUAGGCGUGGCACUCUGGGGCUCGGUACUGGUUCUGGCGGGGGCCUUGGACGCCAUGGGGCCUCACACAGCCGUCCGUCUGGCCGAGCUGCUGACCCCGGAGGAGUGCAGCCAUUUCCAGUCGCUUCUGAAGGCGCCGGACCCGGACGUUGAGGCCGAGCUGGCCAGACUUUCUGAGGAUCGGUUGGCCCAGGCGGAACCGUCGGGGCCCACGUCGGGGUCGCCGGGCCGGCGGCGGCGGCGGCGGCAGGCGACUGACCCCGAGGUUUCCGACGGCUGCCGGGAGGGGCUGGCAGCUUGGCUGGCCGCCGAGGCCCCGACCCUGCCCUGGGACCGCGUGGCCCGGGCCCUGCGGCGCUGCGGCCGCCCCGACGUGGCCCGGGAGCUGGGCAAGAACCUCCACCAGCAGGCGGCGCUGCAGCUGCGCCAGUCCGGGCAGCGCUACCAGCCCCCGGCGCCGGCUGGGGUCCCCGCGGCAGCCCCCGCCCCCGCCCCGGCCCCGGCCCCGGCCCCCGCCCCGGCCCCGCGCUCCCGCCGCGCCUCGGCCUCCGAGCCUAACUGGGACGAGCUGGAGCUGAUCGUGGAGCGGCUGCCGCAGGCCCCGUACGAGCGCAGCCCCGCAGGCUGGGCCGGGCCGCUGGCGCUCGGCUUCUUCGCUGGCUUCGUGGGGUCGCUGGGCGCCGGGGCGCUGCUCAUCCUGCUCACGCUGUGGAUCACGGGCGGCGACGGCGACGGCGACGGCGACGGCGAUGGGGUGCGGCCGGGCAGCCCCGGCCCGCCCGCCACCGCCCCUGCCCGGCGCGGGCCCGCGGAGGCGCACGGCUGGUGGGAGGCAAAGCCGCUCUUGACUGAAGAGCGGCUGGUGUCGCCGGGCGCCUGGGCCUGGGCUGCAGAUGGGCCGGAUCCUCCCGCACCCCAGUGCCCCCGGCUGUAAAGUGGGCACCGUCUGGGGGAGUGCUCCCUGCGACGUAUUAUAAAAGUCACAGAACCCACAAAGGAGGGAGCGAUCGGUUUGUUAGUUGGAAAUGACGGGCAUAUCCAGGGGCGCUGUAAAUAGAGAGGAAAGCCCGGGGCCAGCCUGCCAGGCGGGCAGGAGGCAGCCCCCCCCCCCCCCUUCUUGUCAGCGUGAGGACCUUAUUUUGAACUUAUUCUUCCACUAAGAGCUACCAUUUACUGAGCACUAACAAUGUGCCAGGCGCUAUGGCGAAGCAGUUACAUCGUUUGAUCUAAUUUCCAAAACCCAAGGCCGAAGGUAUUAACUCCGUUACACAUGGGAAACUCCGGUUAGGAGUCCCUAACCGCCUCUGGUGAGGGGCACAGGACGGCGUUGGAACCGGAGCUGCCGGAGCUGCAGGUGUGGCCCCAGAGGAAAUGGUCUGUGGGCAGUAAGGGGGCGUGGGAAGCAUAACGGGGCCAGAACAAAAUGCUGGCCGUGUUGGGGCGCCACAGCUAGAGGUGUGCCCACGCCCAGGGGCUGCUGCCAAGCUUCUCUCCCCAUCCUGGCAAGGCCUCGUGAGGGUCUCCCAAGAGCCCCAAACCUUUCCCACCCCCUGAAUGGCUGGGCACCGCCAGACCAAGCACCUCACACAGACUCUGCUCAGAUUAUGUGCCCGGGCCCCAGGGGAGGGCAGGAGGGCAGCGGUGGGGUCCUGCUGGGUGCGAGCGCGGGACUCCCCAUCCUCCCUGGGCGGAGGGGCUUCGGUGUGAGCGCGAUGACAGAAUGACAGGCCAGUCCAAGAGGAGAGUUGAAAACAGGAUUGACGUAACCCUUUAUUGCAAAUUCUAAAGUAAAAAGAUGUACAGUACAAAGUAAAAUUGAAAUUUCAGACUAUAAACUUCCAACCCACUUAUACAUUCUCAUUUCUCAAGCAUCUCUGCCAUUUCCGCAUAAACGGAACAGGGAACAAGUUGAGGCGGUGAGGGGAGGAGAUACAGCAAGGGAAAAAAAUUAAGUGUUUAGAAUAAUCACAAACCCCAGAAGCAAGUGAAAGGAAAGAUAUUUUCUCGACCUGCUGUCCUGGUGAUGAGAAGCGGGAGUGGUUGGAGCAGUGCAGUUUAAAAUGGCUCUCAGAAUAGCAGCAUUUAUGGUACCAUUUCAUCUUCCUUAAGUCCAAAUAACACUUCGCCCUUCCCUAGUGCCUUUGCCUCUGUAUCUCAAAACAUUUUACACAACAUUUAGUUAAAGCCUCACAACACCCCUGUGAGGUAGGUCAGUAUUAU